AUAUAAGAUCAGAUGAAUUUGUCUCAGGCACCAGUAAUCACUGAGCCAUCAUCAUGAAAUUCCUGAUCCUCGCCUGUGUCGCCGCCGUGGCAGUUGCCGCCCCUCAGUACAGCUACGAUGGUCCUCGUGCUGCCUCUAGUGAGGAGCGCGAGUUCGUGCCAAUCCUCAAGGACGAGCGCGUCCACGAGGAAGAUGGAACUUACAACUUCGACUUCGAAGCUGCCAACGGCAUCAGCUUCUCUCAGGCUGGAUCCCCCGACGGCGAUGAGGACGCUGUGAUCAAGGCUGGAGAAUACUCGUACACUGCUCCUGACGGCACUGAAAUUCACCUUACCUUCGUUGCUGACGAAAACGGCUUCCAGCCCCAAGGUGACCACCUCCCAGUGGCUCCCGAGUUCCCUCACCCAAUCCCUCAGUUCGUCCUCGACCAGAUCGCCUUCGCCGCCGAGGAGGACCGCAAACGCGCCCGCAGCGACGACUCCGAUGAAGUUUCCGCCCCAUCCGGCCUCUACGGACACCCCAACUAAAAUCUGACUUCGACUAUGUAUUUAUUCUAUUUAUGGUUGAAAUAGAAUGUUUCAUUUA
Penaeus monodon (black tiger shrimp) is the source of this 585-nucleotide messenger RNA. Its product is annotated as cuticle protein CP14.6-like. Gene Ontology annotation, molecular function: structural constituent of chitin-based larval cuticle. Lineage: Eukaryota; Metazoa; Arthropoda; Malacostraca; Decapoda; Penaeidae. The record is from RefSeq and is a predicted model, not a curated record. The transcript has 3 exons. The coding region runs from base 54 to 527 and encodes 157 amino acids. Gene Ontology annotation, cellular component: chitin-based extracellular matrix.